GUAUAGAGAGCAGAGAGAGAACCCCAUCCUAUUCUCACACAUAAAGACUUGCUCCCAGUUUAGACUGUACAAAGCAACAAAGGCAAUUAUAUACGAUUACAUUCGUACACAAGUCCACAACAGACGGUACUCUUCUCUUCCCUCUUCUCGUCACUUCAGAAAUUGAGGAGGAAGAAGAAGAGUUCCGAAAAUUCUGUAGGAAAACGAAGAAGGAUUCUGUGAUAGUAAACUAGAGAAAGUGUUUUUGGGUUAGCGAACCAGUCCUCCUUCGGGACAAAAGCAAAUAGAAUGUUUUGAUUCAGCUAUUAAGAGUGUCUCUAUGCAUCUGAUUUAUCAAGUUCAGUAUCAUUUAGAUAUCCAGUGCCUAACUAGAACAGCCUAGAGACAGAAAAAUGUCGAUCUUACUCUCGACCGAAACUCUCCUUCAAACAACCACCACGAAAUUAAGGUUGAAGCUUUCGAACAAUGGAAGAAAUGAAGGAGAACCAAUAUUGUAUGGUCUAUUUGCAGGUAUCAAGAAGGUGAAAAAUAACAAAAUCAAUAGAGGAAGAUCUGUUUGCUCAAUAAAGGUUGUGAAAACCACUGUGACACCAACCCAAAUAGGAAAAAGCCAAAGAAAUCAUGCUCGAAAUCCAGUUUUGAGUGAAGGAAGAGAUGAGGAUGAGAACCAUGGCCUUAUCUGCCCUGGUUGUGGCAUUUUCAUGCAAGAUAAAGACCCAAAUCUCCCCGGUUUCUAUCAGGAAAGGAGGGAAUUUCAGAAGGAAUCGGCAGUUCUUGUGGAAGCUUUUGAUGGUAUAGGUGUUGAUGAAUUCACAGAGUUAAGUGGAGAGGAGGAAGAAGAGGAGUCUAUGGAUGACAUCCAGAGUAAAUUUGAGGCAAGUGACGAGGAAUAUGAGAAGGAAGAUGUGAUUGAUUGGGAUUCUGAUGAUUGGGAAUCCUUGGUUGAUGAUGAAGAUGAGAAUUGGAGGAAGGAAUUGGAUGGUUUUGCACCUGCUGGCCUUGGUUAUGGAAACAUUACUGAAGAGAUGAUGAAAAAGGUAAAGAAGGAGAGGAUUUCAAAAUCUGGGAAGAAACAAAAAGCCAGAGAAUCUCAAAGAGAUGAAGAGAUGGUUACUGUUUGUGCUCGGUGCCACUCAUUAAGAAAUUAUGGACAAGUCAAGAACCCAAAUGCCGAUAACCUGAUACCGGAUUUUGACUUUGAUCGGUUGAUCACUACUCGGUUGAUGAAACCAGGCAGUAACUCUGGCACUACUGUAGUAGUCAUGGUUGUUGAUUGUGUUGAUUUUGAUGGUUCAUUCCCCAAACGAGCAGCCAAGUCACUAUUCAGGGCAUUGGAACGAAGCAAGAAUGACGUGAAGCUCUCCAAAAAAUUGCCAAAGCUUGCCCUUGUUGCCACAAAGGUUGAUCUCCUGCCAUCUGAGAUUUCACCAACCAGGUUAGAUCGAUGGGUCCGCAACCGUGCCAAAGCUGGAGGUGCUCCUAAACUAAAUGGGGUGUAUCUUGUUAGUUCCCGUAAGGAUCUUGGUGUUAGAAACCUUCUGUCUUUCAUCAAAGAACUGGCAGGUCCUCGAGGAAAUGUAUGGGUUAUUGGGGCUCAGAAUGCUGGCAAGUCUACCCUCAUUAAUGCUUUUUCCAAGAAAGAAGGAAGAAAAAUUACAAAACUCACAGAGGCUGCAGUUCCAGGGACGACCCUGGGGAUAUUGAGAGUUGGAGGGAUUCUUCCAGCCAAGGCAAAAAUGUAUGAUACUCCAGGCCUCCUGCAUCCAUACUUGAUGUCCAUGAGACUCAAUAGAGAUGAGCAGAAGAUGAUUGAGAUUCGAAAGGAGCUGAAACCUCGGACUUAUAGAAUGAAGGCAGGGCAGGCAGUGCAUGUUGGUGGUUUAAUUAGACUGGACUUGAAUCAAGCUUCAGUAGAAACAAUUUAUGUCACAAUUUGGUUCUCACCAAAUGUUUCUCUUCACCUAGGGAAGAUAGAAAAUGCUGAUGAAAUAUGGAAAAAGCAUGCCGGUGUCAGGUUGCAGCCUCCCAUUGGUGUAGAUCGAGUACCUGAAUUAGGAAAAUGGGAACGUAGAGAAUUCAAGGUGUCUGGAAGCAGCUGGGAUGUGAACAGCAUCGACAUUGCAGUGGCAGGAUUUGGUUGGUUUUCCUUUGGACUGAAAGGUGAGGCAACCUUGGCCUUGUGGACAUAUGAUGGCAUUGAAAUAACUUUGCGUGAGCCAUUAGUUCUUGACCGGGCACAGUUCCUUGAGAGAUCUGGAUUCCUACUGCCUAAGGCCAUAUCUGAUGCCAUUGGCAACCAAACUAAGCUCGAAGCUAGAAAAAAGAAGAAGCUUCAAGAUAAUGAAAUAGAUUCACCUUCAGAGGUGCUUACUUGAACAUUCAUAUAGAUGAUACAGGUCUCUUGUCUCUUAUUGAGAAUCAAACCAACUUAGCUGUCAGACGAGGAAGAGUUCUAGAUGACAAGCCGGAUACCGUUCUGGAACGAUCUAGAGGAGAAGAUUACGUGAUUUCUCUGUUCUGCAUUUCAGAAUAUAUAGAAAAUGCGGUGUUCCACCCAACCGAGUGUAUUCAGUUGCAAGCCACUGCUCUGCAAAUGUCCAGUUUACUUUGAUGAGUGUAGAGGUUGUUUAUUUGAUUUUUUUUUUUUUUUUUUUUUUAAAUUAUCGUUAACUUUGAGCAUUUUUGCUGCUUCAAAGUAGUAACCAGUAAAGUUCUUGCUCUCAUUCGCGACAACUAAACAAAUUAAUUGCAAUUACCAUCCUCCACUGACUGCA
Molecule: messenger RNA, 2774 nt
Organism: Macadamia integrifolia
Lineage: Eukaryota; Viridiplantae; Streptophyta; Magnoliopsida; Proteales; Proteaceae
Product: GTP-binding protein BRASSINAZOLE INSENSITIVE PALE GREEN 2, chloroplastic
Exons: 5
Coding region: 393-2375 (660 amino acids)
Biological process (GO): chloroplast rRNA processing; brassinosteroid mediated signaling pathway
Cellular component (GO): mitochondrion; chloroplast stroma
Molecular function (GO): GTP binding
Source: RefSeq, a predicted model, not a curated record